GGAACCCUCCCCGGAAAUAACCAACUUUUUUUAUCUUAUUCAAACCAGUACUAGUUGCUCGCUUCACUGUUGGCUGGCGUUGUUACUCCUCUGUUACAUCUUGCUUUUAGUUCUUUAUAAUAAGGAACCCGUAACGCGUCUCUACCCAACGGCUCUUCUAUACCUUCCCCAGUUUGUUGGAAACAGGCUAGUCAAAAGUUAUCACCAACAUGACACAGUUCCUGGAGCAAUACCGUGCAGGUCUUGAGAAAGUGCUCUACGAGCCUGGCUGUAUCAAUAAUUUGUUAGCCAAAGCUGAAGAACGAACAGGAGUUAAAAGACUCUAUAUUGCCCUUGGUUUGGUUGGAGUCAUAUCAAUAUAUUUAACUUUUGGCUAUGGUGCUCAGUUAUUGUGCAACUCCAUCGGUUUUGUUUACCCUGCAUAUGCCUCAGUGAAAGCCAUUGAAUCUGACAAAAAAGAUGAUGACACAAAAUGGCUUACUUACUGGGUUGUGUUUGCCUUCCUGAGCACAAUUGAAUUCUUUUCAGACAUCCUUCUUUCUUGGUUUCCUUUGUACUGGUUGGCUAAGUGUAUCCUGCUGGUCUGGUGCUUUGCUCCUGUUUCGUGGAACGGAUCCGCUGUAAUCUAUCAUAGAAUUAUCAGACCUCGGUAUUUGAAAUACAAUACAAAGUUGGAUAAAGUUGUUGGUGAAGCUGCAAACAAUGCUGCUAAACUUCUUUCCCAAGGAUUAGAUAUAACACAUAACUUGGUCAAGAACGCUAACAGCAAAGAAGAAUAAGUCUUGUCAUCCUUUUACUAUGUUUUUCUCGAUUCUUUUAGGGCUCUGAAAUUCCUUACAAAAUUAGUCGUGCAAGAUUUCCUAAUUCUUGAAUGAGUCCGUUUUUGUGUCUUUUGUAAACUUGAUCUUACAAUACAGAAAUAAGUCACUUAA
Molecule: messenger RNA, 932 nt
Organism: Daphnia carinata
Lineage: Eukaryota; Metazoa; Arthropoda; Branchiopoda; Diplostraca; Daphniidae
Product: receptor expression-enhancing protein 5-like
Exons: 5
Coding region: 210-779 (189 amino acids)
Source: RefSeq, a predicted model, not a curated record